UAUUAGCUUGGCUUCUAUUUGGGUGAAGGCACAUGAGAUGCGCAUGCGUGUCGGCAUCAGUCUUCGUACUUUCAUUAUUUUUGUACUUUGGGUCUUCUGCUUACAGACCGGAACCUGCGAGUCACUUCCUUUUGUUUUGGCUUGGGCGAGUCGUCGUGUUGACAGGAACACUGAGACACAAAACCUAAAAAAGGAACAAUGAUGGUAACACCUGUGAUAUUUCUGCUGAUGUCAGUGACACAGUGUGUUUGGGGAUAUAACCAUGGUGCUCCAGACAGUGCUUGUAGCAGUCUCACACCAAACCAUGAUUCAGCUCAGACACAGACAACACCGUCACCUUUUCGUGUUUCUGUCAACCCAACUACCUACACACCUGGCGGUAGCAGCUUAACAGUGACACUGGACUCUCCCUGUGGAACACCAUUCAAAGGAUAUUUGCUGAAAGUAGACUAUGCAGAACUCAAUCGUACCACUGGCUCAUUGGGCAGUUUCAAUGCUCCAAUAGGUUCAAAGUCUAUUUGUGCAGGUAAUGGUACGACUCACCAAGACAACGCCAGCAAGCAGAGGCUUCAGUUCUUAUGGACUCCACCACAGCCAAGUGCUGGGACCAUAAUGUUUCGGGCAACGUUUGUCCAGUCGAAGUCAAUAUUCUGGGUUGAUGUACAUUCCGAUCCAGUUUAUGAAGCCGGCAAGACAACUCCUCCACCUGCUAGUCUUGUCUCCCCAGUACGCACAACAAUUUCACCCCAAGGAAAUGGCUGCCCUGCAGAGACUUCUUUUCCAAAAGAUCCAGACUGUGGCAAGACCAAAGGUUGUUUCUCAGAUUGUGUUGGAGACUCGUGCGGUUUUCUAGUGACAUGGGUUCCUUCAACAAACUCUGUGACCAUCACCCUGCAAGCUUCUGUAGCCUCAAGUAAUCGCUAUAUUGCUCUUGGUCUCUCCAAUGAUUUGAACAUGGGUGACGACAGUGUCAGUGAGUGUAUUUAUGAUGGGUCUACAGCCACUGUGUACAACUCUUAUAACUCAGGCAAGAGAAACAGCAAUCUUGGUCAGGAAGGUUUGGACCUCAGUAGCUGGUCAUAUACAAGCCAGAUUUUGACCUGUGAAUUUGUUCGAGUGAAAGAAGAAGGACUGAGUGGCAAGCGCUUCCCACUUUCUGGCAAAUCAUACAUACUUUUCUUGGCCACUGGUCCAUCAAGAAAUGGGGAUAUUCUGGAGCAUGAUUCAAUUCCAGCACCAACAGAAGCUGCAGUCAGCCUUGAAGACACCACAGUAGAUAUUUUCAAAGCGGCGAUCACAUCACGGAUGGUAAAAGCACAUGGCAGCUUAAUGAUGGUGGCUUGGAUAUUUGCGGCCAGUGUGGGCAUAGUGAUGGCACGCUACUUCAAGCCUAUGUGGCCAGACAAUAAGCUGUUUGGACAGAAAGUCUGGUUCCAGGUUCAUCGUGGCUCCAUGGUUCUAGUUCAGCUCUGCACUGUUAUAGCUUUCAUUAUUAUUUUUGUGGAGGCGGGAGAGUACAGUGAGAUUUCAGGUGAAGAUUACAAAAAGGCCCAUCCAGUUCUUGGUAUCAUUGUGACAGCUCUCUGUAUAAUUAAUCCCGUCAUGGCACUGUUCAGGUGUCAUCCUGGUACUAAGAACAGGCCCAUUUUCAACUGGGCUCACUGGAUUGUUGGAUUUACAGCAUACACUCUUGCAGUGAUAACCAUCUUUUUUGGUGUGAAACUUGAAAAAGCUGGAGCACCGGAAUAUAUUGUUUAUGUGCUGGUUGCCUUCGUCUGCUGGCAAACUUUUGUCUUCUUGCUAGGAAGGAUGUUACAAGACAACAUUUCGUAUGAAAUGGCCAGGAUUCCCUUAAUUGCUAAGCCUUUAGGAGAUAAGCAGGAGGGUGUUCUUGCCAAGAAUGUGCUUCUGGCGAUUCACAUCGCAGCAUUGACUGGUUUUAUCAUCACUCUUCUUGUCAUCCUCAAUAACGGCAGUGAAAAAAUCAAAGAAUAGAUCGUGUUUCCUUCAGAUGAUGACAUACAACAUGUAAUAUAUGGGGAAGCAGUUAACGGUGCACCAACCAGUUUAGUAAGAAUACCUAUUCUGAAAUCUGUAAUAAGGUGUUUUUAAAGUAUCUCAUUUGUACACUGUCGACAUUUAGCCAGUUGCUUUGGAGACUGUUAGAUGACCCUUGAUAGACAAGUUACAGAUAUUCUGAUUAUGCACUUUGUAAGGCAUUAACCAAUUAGCUUUUUGUUGCUAUUUUGUACUGGUCAUUUUUCACAUUGUUUUUCUUAUUUGUUCUGUGUUCACUUGUCACAUUUUAAUUUCUGACCAAAAAAAUUACCACUUUUUGGUACUCAUGUAAAUGUGUUAUGGUGUGUGUUCAUAAGGAUUCAUUUUUGUAUCAUCAAGUAGAUAUGAUGUUUUCAGUUUUUUCCCUUCUGGGAUCAUUUGAGAAUACUAAUAAAUGUAAUGUGGGUUCUGUUUAUGAAAUAUUUGCUCUAGGUGAUGUGAACAACCAAGAAUAUUCUGAAAAUAUGUUGUAAUGUACAAAAGCAUUUCUGAAACUUAAUAAAUAAAUAAAUUAACUUAUAAAGCAGCUCAUGGAAUCCUUUUAUGUAAUACAUAAUGUUGUUAUUUACUUGGAAGCAGAACUGGCUACUUUUAUUCAGAAGACACAGUUUAUAUAUAUAGACUAAUUUAAUUAGUAUGCCUUUUACAGUUUUUCAAAUUACAUUACUCAUUUUGAAAAAUUUAUCCCAUAUUAUUUUUACAUUGUGCUAGUACAGCACCAUUUUUUUAGUUUAUUGACUCUGUAGUUUACACAAAAUGAGUUCAAACAUGAUAAUAAAAGAAUUAACAUUUUUCUAUAAUUAACCUUAAGCAAAUAACAUUUCAGAUUUUCUCACAUACCCUUAAACGUUAUUAAAUUUAAAUUUUGUUUUAUUUGAUAGUGUAGUCGAGGGAUCGCUUGUUUGGCCGUGUGUACCGCUAACAGUACUUAAUUGUUCCCUCCACCCUCAACCCCUCCUUUCCCUAGACCUGGCCAGCCGCGCGAGCAAGAGGAGUGACCCUGAUUGACGUGCACCCAAUUAAGUUUUUGCUUUUAAAUAGCGCUUUGAGCAAGUCUUAUCUCGGGAUACCCUCUGUAUGUGACACCUGUCCACAGGACUGGGCAGGGGUUUUCUCCGCCCUCCCUCUCCCCCAUAGUGCGAAAUCACCUCCAGGUGGAAGCACUUUCCUGCUAAACAAACCAAGUGCCUGCACCCUGUUCGCCGCGGCGCGAGGGGGUCAUUCCCUCCCUUUGAUUAUUUCGAGUAGAGGAGAAGUACCUUUGCACCGUGUAUAUAUAUAGGUGUUCUGGUCCGUUGUCAAGUGGCUCACAUAUUUCGAAAUAUUCUCUCCCGUUGUGUCCCAAAUUUGAGUGCGAAAGAAGCAUCACUGCACCGUGUAGGUGUUCUGGUCCGCUGUCCACUCACAACUCACAAGUGGCUCACGUACCUUAAAGUUCCUCUUCUUUUCGCUUUUAUUUUUUAUUUAUUUAUUUAUUUUUUUUUUUGGUAGUGCGGGGGAAGCACCAUACACGUACUGCAUCGUGUCCUCUAGCUGUCAAGUGGCUCAGGUACAUCGAAAUCCCUUUUCCCUUUCAUUUGUUAUCAGUAACGUAAGUAGAGGUAGGCGCUAGAAGAAGUAGGUGAUAGAUAUUAGCGAUGUAGGAUUUAGAUAUGUCUA
This is a messenger RNA of Pomacea canaliculata, 3717 nucleotides long. RefSeq names its product putative ferric-chelate reductase 1. Lineage: Eukaryota; Metazoa; Mollusca; Gastropoda; Architaenioglossa; Ampullariidae. The transcript has 16 exons. Gene Ontology annotation, molecular function: oxidoreductase activity, acting on metal ions. The record is from RefSeq and is a predicted model, not a curated record. The coding region runs from base 199 to 1995 and encodes 598 amino acids.